GGUUUAACGCAUGCGCACAGGACCUCGAUGUCCUCCCCACUCAUAAUAAAAAAGACGAACUACCACGUAGGGCGUAUGACAAGGACUUUGGUUAAGAUCUAAACAAAUAUGGUCACCGCGGUGGCACACUGGUAGCAAAUUAAAACAACCUUUUAGGCGUUGCGUAUCCGUGUUCGGGAGUGCGCUCCUUCUGUCGUUAAGAGCGCGUGUUGGUCUUACAGCGAGGGGUUACGGAGGAAGAGAAGAAAGUUUGGCGGUCAGAAAUGGAUACAUUUGUUGAAGAACUGAGAAAAGAAAAAGGACAGUUGUAUUCAGAGGAAGAAAGGGGGGAUGUGGCUGCAGCUACAGCAACAGCUGCUCCCAUCCCUGGAAUUUAUUUACCUUUACUCCCAAGAUAUUUUCACCACCCAACCACUGGGGGCAGAAAGCCCUCAGAAUUUCAGAAGGCGAAAGAAGAUUGUUUGAACUGCAUCCAGGAUGCCCUUUUGCAAGGCUGGUGGCAGAGGGCUGCAGAAUUAAUGAUAAGCUAUCUAGAGAUGCUGGAGAAUACCACUAAAGAAAAACUGCGGGCUGCUCCCGAGGUGAUCUGGAGAAUAGGAACCGAAAUCUUGCAGCAGCAUCCACGGAGCAAUAUACAUGAGACCAACAACUUUGCAGAUCGGAUGAAAAGUUUAGGAGUAAAAAAAUAUUUAAAGGUUUCUUUAGAGCACGCCUUCUACCUUUUGUGCAACGGGUUUGUGGAUGAGGCCUACCAGAACCUGGUCUUGGCAGAAAGCUGGCGGUAUGGAGAACAAACAGUUGCUCAGGAUAAAGAACUGAAACUCAUUCAAGGCUAUCGGGGGCUGCUGGACUAUUAUAAGUGGUUAAAAAAGAAGACGGACAUGUUGGAGCUUGAUGAAGACAGCUAUGCAGAGUCUUCUAUUCAGCAAGAAAUGCGCAGCUUGUACCGGCAGGCUGAAGUCAGCCUCAAGGAGAUAAUUAAAAUUCCUGGAGUUUGGGAUCCUUUUGUGACAUGUUAUGUGGAUCUGCUGGAACAUUAUGAAGAGUAUGAAGAAGCAAGGGAAGUGUUAAAUGAGUAUGCCUAUAAUCCCAGAUUUCCUCCCAACCCCAACGCCCAUGUCUUCGUCUACCAGUUCCUAAAGAGAAGGGGUGAAUCAAGGAAAACAAAGAUCUCUGCACUCCAGAUCUUGCAUGAGCUUGUUCCUUCUCAUGAACUGAUGCUGGAAUUCUACGUCAUGCUUGAAAAGUCAAAAAAAAGUAAAUACCACAAGCUGCGGCUACAAGUUAUUUUUGCGGCCUUGGACUUUGCUGGAUGGAAGGAAAACAUAAAAGCUUGGAGCCAUUUGGCAAAACAGAUUGUAGAAAUACUGCAGAACUCUGGCAAGCAGCUUGACUGGCUCAAAAAGGAGUGGAGUUCCCGGAAGGACUGGUGGCCAGCCUUUCAUUUUAGCCGUUAUUUGGCAAAAAGAAACUGGCAGGAAAACAAAAGUCUUGCUUGUGAAAAAGUACUGGUGGCUGGAAUACUGCUCGGAAAAGAUUGCAAAUAUUUUAAAUACAUCACGCAACAAGGCUAUAAAACUGAGAAGAAAAAGUUCAAACCGUUGAAGACAUUUGUAAAAGAACACAGCUGGGUCAGUGAGAUUGUCUGAUCUUUGAUUGCUUUUAGAAAUGCCUUCCCUUUUUCUUUUAAAAAGGGUACUAGAUUAUUUUUCCAGAUUGUACAUGUUGUGCUUUGCAUACAGAUCUCCCCUGCAAAUAAUUACCUCAAUGGAAAAGAUUUGUACAUCACUGACAACCAUUUUUAAAAGAAAAACUAAGCUCCUGUUUUAUAAUAAAUAUUUGAAGAAA
Rhineura floridana is the source of this 1848-nucleotide messenger RNA. RefSeq names its product TATA-box binding protein associated factor, RNA polymerase I subunit A (gene TAF1A). Gene Ontology annotation, biological process: transcription by RNA polymerase I. The record is from RefSeq and is a predicted model, not a curated record. Lineage: Eukaryota; Metazoa; Chordata; Lepidosauria; Squamata; Rhineuridae. The transcript is spliced from 11 exons. Gene Ontology annotation, cellular component: RNA polymerase I transcription regulator complex. Bases 264 to 1649 code for a protein of 461 amino acids.